AUGAGAGCAGACGCUCUUUUAACUACACUACCCAGAGUUCCUUGCGGACCCGCUUCCUGUGGAAUCUCGGUGGUGAACUUCACCCAAACUGUUCAGUAUUUGUCUGGUUUCUGGAGGCGUGGCUUCAUGACAGGCGCUCAGAUGGCCGCGCUGCUCGCCGCGCUGCAGGACGUGAUCAUGGGAAGCACUCUGGUCAAAUGCGCCCUCACCGACCUGGGGGUCCAGUGGGCCGGCUGGGCUCUGGCUGCAGCUUUCAGAACCGAGAAGUUUUACGACUUGGCAGGCUCUGGCACAUUUAUACUACUGGCACACCUGAGUCGGAUCUGGGGAGGAGCGAGUCACACGCGGCAGAAGGUGCAGACCGGGUUGGUGACAGCAUGGGGGCUCAGGCUGGGCACAUUCCUUUUCCUGCGAAUCUUGAAGGACGGUCAUGACCGCAGGUUCAACAACGUCAGAGACAGCCCUGGGACUUUCUUUGUUUACUGGAGUGUUCAAGCUGUGUGGGUAUUUAUGACCCUCCUUCCCACCCUCAUGCUGAACACCGAGAGGCGAAACGUGCCUCUGGGGCCCAGGGACUUCAUCGGUUGGACCGUUUGGGGUAUUGGCUUCGCUGCCGAAGCCGUUGCGGAUCAGCAGAAGUGGCUUUUCAAGCGCGACCCAGAUAAUGCUGGGAAAUUCAUCCAGAGUGGACUGUGGGGCUACAGCAGACACCCCAACUACUUUGGGGAGAUCCUGCAGUGGUCGGGUCUUUGGCUCUCGGCCUCGUCCGUCAUGCAGGGGCCUCAGUACCUGAGUGUGGCGUCUCCGCUGUUCGUGUGGUUUUUACUGCGCUACGUCAGUGGCAUCCCCAUCCUGGAGCGGCAGGCGAUGAAGAAAUGGGGAUCCGAGGCAGCCUUCCAGGACUACGUCAAAAACACUCCUCUUCUCUGGCCGUGGCCGAAGUUUUGAUACCGUUUACAUUCGCUGUACGCAUCAACAGGGCAAAUUGUACUCUAAAAGAUAAGUCUCUCAAAGAUAUUCUGUCAUCGAUGGAGGAUUAAAGUCGUGAAUUCUGUCGUGAAUAAUGUUUGAUGGCUGAAAAGUGUUUACCAGCCAUCAGGAGUAUUAUUCAUGUGACACAAAAGAGGCAUCAUUAACAGCAGUUAUCAUUCCUGUCUGUGUCUUCAGAAACCCCACCGGCAAAAAACAGAAGCCAGUUUUGAGAAAUAUUUAAUGAGCUAAUUACUCUGAAGAGGGGAAGCAAUCAGAAAAACCACAAACUAAUUAACAGCUGAACAAUCUGGCUUCAUAAAGCAAUAAAAAUCCAAAACCAAACAGUUUUGAAUAGGUUUCUUUUUUGUGUUCGGAUGAAACAGAACAAGGAAUUAAUGUAAUCUUGUGGUUUGCAUUUGUACAACAAAUACUUGCACUGAUCUGUUUGUGUACGAGUUUAAAAAAAGAGACUUUUAGAACUGAACAGAUGGAAUAUAAAAUAAAUGGGUGGAAACAAGUCAGUGUUUUCCCAACAUGAUUUUCAUCUGGUAUGAAAAAAAAUACAAAGGUCAGCCAGAAAUUAACCAAAACAUGUGUUUGCAAAACUCUGACCCACAAGUAUGAAGAAACAGUUUAAUAAAAAUGUUGAACAGUU
Poeciliopsis prolifica (blackstripe livebearer) is the source of this 1627-nucleotide messenger RNA. RefSeq lists its product as uncharacterized. Gene Ontology annotation, molecular function: oxidoreductase activity, acting on the CH-CH group of donors. NCBI's taxonomy places the organism in Eukaryota, Metazoa, Chordata, Actinopteri, Cyprinodontiformes, Poeciliidae. The record is from RefSeq and is a predicted model, not a curated record. The coding region runs from base 1 to 948 and encodes 315 amino acids. The transcript is spliced from 5 exons. Gene Ontology annotation, cellular component: membrane. Gene Ontology annotation, biological process: lipid metabolic process.